This is a messenger RNA of Lytechinus variegatus (green sea urchin), 25406 nucleotides long. RefSeq lists its product as uncharacterized. The transcript has 67 exons. NCBI's taxonomy places the organism in Eukaryota, Metazoa, Echinodermata, Echinoidea, Temnopleuroida, Toxopneustidae. The coding region runs from base 33 to 22955 and encodes 7640 amino acids. The record is from RefSeq and is a predicted model, not a curated record. Gene Ontology annotation, biological process: cell-matrix adhesion. Gene Ontology annotation, molecular function: calcium ion binding; protein binding.
UCACUUUAACUGCUCCAUUGACAUCCAAUGCUAUGAGUAGUGGGUUCACAACACAGGAAGAAUCAACUGCAUUAGGAACAACUGUAGGGUUUACAACUGGUGUUACUUCAACUGCAGCUUCUACACCAGUUAUCAUUACAAGUGGAAUUACAACACCUGUAGAAUCUACUGAGUCAGGAACCACUGAAGAAUUUACCUCUGAUGUCACUUCAACUGCUCCUUUGACAUCAGAAAUUGCCACUAGUAGGCUCGUAACACAGGAAGAAUCAACUGAAUCAAUAACAACGGAAAGGUUCACAACAGAUGUCACUUCAACUGCAGCUUCUACGCCAGUUAUCACUACCAGUGGAAUUACAACACCUGUAGAAUUCACUGAGUCAGGAACAACUGAAGGAUUUACCUCUGAUGUCACUUCAACUGCUCCUUUGACAUCAGACAUUGCCACUAGUGGGCUCAUAACACAGGAAGAAUCAACUGAAUCAAUAACAACAGAAGUGUUCACCUCUGUAGUAACUUCAUCUGCUACUUUGACAUCAGAUGUUGUGACCAGUGAGUUCACAACUCUUAGAGAGUCAACUGAAUCAGGAACAACUGAAAGAUUUACCUCUGAUAUCACUUCAACUGCUCCUUUGACAUCUGAUGUUAUUACCAGCGGAUUCACAACACAGGAAGAGUCAACUAAAUCAAUAACAACAGAAAGGUUCACCUCUGAUAUCACUUCAACUGCAGCUUCUACACCAGUUAUCACUACCAGUGGAAUUACAACACCUGUAGAAUCCACUGAAUCAGGGACAACUGAAAGGCUUACCUCUGAUGUCACUUCAACUGCUCCUUUGACAUCUGAUGUUAUGACCAGUGGGUUCACAACAGAGGAAGAAUCAACUAAAUCAAUAACAACAGAAAGGUUCACCUCUGAUGUCACUUCAACUGCAGCUUCUACACCAGCAAUCACUACCAGUGGAAUAACAAUACCUUUAGAAUCCACUGAAUCAAGGACAACUGAGAGGUUUACCUCUGAUGUCACUUCAAUUGCUCCUUUUACAUCAGAUGUUGCGACCAGUGGAUUCACAACACAGGAAGAAUCAACUGCAUUAGGAACAACUGUAGGGUUUACAACUGGUGUUACUUCAACUGCAGCUUCUACACCAGUUAUCAUUACAAGUGGAAUUACAACACCUGUAGAAUCUACUGAGUCAGGAACCACUGAAGAAUUUACCUCUGAUGUCACUUCAACUGCUCCUUUGACAUCAGAAAUUGCCACUAGUAGGCUCGUAACACAGGAAGAAUCAACUGAAUCAAUAACAACGGAAAGGUUCACAACAGAUGUCACUUCAACUGCAGCUUCUACGCCAGUGACCAGUGAGUUCACAACUCUUAGAGAGUCAACUGAAUCAGGAACAACUGAAAGAUUUACCUCUGAUAUCACUUCAACUGCUCCUUUGACAUCUGAUGUUAUUACCAGCGGAUUCACAACACAGGAAGAGUCAACUAAAUCAAUAACAUCAGAAAGGUUCACCUCUGAUGUCACUUCAACUGCAGCUUCUACACCAGCAAUCACUACCAGUGGAAUAACAAUACCUUUAGAAUCCACUGAAUCAAGGACAACUGAGAGGUUUACCUCUGAUGUCACUUCAACUGCUCCUUUUACAUCAGAUGUUGCGACCAGUGGAUUCACAACUUUUGAAGAAUCAACUGAAUUAGGAACAACUGUAGGGUUUACAACUGGUGUUACUUCAACUGCAGCUUCUACACCAGUUAUCACUACCAGUGGAAUUACAACACCUGUAGAAUUCACUGAGUCAGGAACAACUGAAGGAUUUACCUCUGAUGUCACUUCAACUGCUCCUUUGACAUCAGACAUUGCCACUAGUGGGCUCAUAACACAGGAAGAAUCAACUGAAUCAAUAACAACAGAAGUGUUCACCUCUGUAGUAACUUCAUCUGCUACUUUGACAUCAGAUGUUGUGACCAGUGAGUUCACAACUCUUAGAGAGUCAACUGAAUCAGGAACAACUGAAAGAUUUACCUCUGAUAUCACUUCAACUGCUCCUUUGACAUCUGAUGUUAUUACCAGCGGAUUCACAACACAGGAAGAGUCAACUAAAUCAAUAACAACAGAAAGGUUCACCUCUGACAUCACUUCAACUGCAGCUUCUACACCAGUUAUCACUACCAGUGGAAUUACAACACUUGUAGAAUCCACUGAAUCAGGGACAACUGAAAGGCUUACCUCUGAUGUCACUUCAACUGCUCCUUUGACAUCUGAUGUUAUGACCAGUGGGUUCACAACAGAGGAAGAAUCAACUAAAUCAAUAACAACAGAAAGGUUCACCUCUGAUGUCACUUCAACUGCAGCUUCUACACCAGCAAUCACUACCAGUGGAAUAACAAUACCUUUAGAAUCCACUGAAUCAAGGACAACUGAGAGGUUUACCUCUGAUGUCACUUCAACUGCUCCUUUUACAUCAGAUGUUGCGACCAGUGGAUUCACAACUUUUGAAGAAUCAACUGAAUUAGGAACAACUGUAGGGUUUACAACUGGUGUUACUUCAACUGCAGCUUCUACACCAGUUAUCACUACCAGUGGAAUUACAACACCUGUAGAAUCCACUGAAUCAGGGACAACUGAAAGGUUUACCUCUGAUGUCACUUCAACUGCUCCUUUCACAUCAGAUGUUGCGACCAGUGGAUUGACAACUUUUGAAGAAUCAACUGAAUUAGGAACAACUGUAGGGUUUACAACUGGUGUUACUUCAACUGCAGCUUCUACACCAGUUAUCACUACCAGUGGAAUUACAACACCUGUAGAAUCCACUGAAUCAGGGACAACUGAAAGGCUUACCUCUGAUGUCACUUUAACUGCUCCAUUGACAUCCAAUGCUAUGAGUAGUGGGUUCACAACACAGGAAGAAUCAACUGCAUUAGGAACAACUGUAGGGUUUACAACUGGUGUUACUUCAACUGCAGCUUCUACACCAGUUAUCAUUACAAGUGGAAUUACAACACCUGUAGAAUCCACUGAGUCAGGAACAACUGAAGGAUUUACCUCUGAUGUCACUUCAACUGCUCCUUUGACAUCAGACAUUGCCACUAGUGGGCUCAUAACACAGGAAGAAUCAACUGAAUCAAUAACAACAGAAGUGUUCACCUCUGUAGUAACUUCAUCUGCUACUUUGACAUCAGAUGUUGUGACCAGUGAGUUCACAACUCUUAGAGAGUCAACUGAAUCAGGAACAACUGAAAGAUUUACCUCUGAUAUCACUUCAACUGCUCCUUUGACAUCUGAUGUUAUUACCAGCGGAUUCACAACACAGGAAGAGUCAACUAAAUCAAUAACAACAGAAAGGUUCACCUCUGAUGUCACUUCAACUGCAGCUUCUACACCAGUUAUCACUACCAGUGGAAUUACAACACCUGUAGAAUCCACUGAAUCAGGGACAACUGAAAGGUUUACCUCUGAUGUCACUUCAACUGCUCCUUUGACAUCAGACAUUGCCACUAGUGGGCUCAUAACACAGGAAGAAUCAACUGAAUCAAUAACAACAGAAGUGUUCACCUCUGUAGUAACUUCAUCUGCUACUUUGACAUCAGAUGUUGUGACCAGUGAGUUCACAACUCUUAGAGAGUCAACUGAAUCAGGAACAACUGAAAGAUUUACCUCUGAUAUCACUUCAACUGCUCCUUUGACAUCUGAUGUUAUUACCAGCGGAUUCACAACACAGGAAGAGUCAACUAAAUCAAUAACAACAGAAAGGUUCACCUCUGAUAUCACUUCAACUGCAGCUUCUACACCAGUUAUCACUACCAGUGGAAUUACAACACUUGUAGAAUCCACUGAAUCAGGGACAACUGAAAGGCUUACCUCUGAUGUCACUUCAACUGCUCCUUUGACAUCUGAUGUUAUGACCAGUGGGUUCACAACAGAGGAAGAAUCAACUAAAUCAAUAACAACAGAAAGGUUCACCUCUGAUGUCACUUCAACUGCAGCUUCUACACCAGCAAUCACUACCAGUGGAAUAACAAUACCUUUAGAAUCCACUGAAUCAAGGACAACUGAGAGGUUUACCUCUGAUGUCACUUCAACUGCUCCUUUUACAUCAGAUGUUGCGACCAGUGGAUUCACAACACAGGAAGAGUCAACUAAAUCAAUAACAACAGAAAGGUUCACCUCUGAUGUCACUUCAACUGCAGCUUCUACACCAGCAAUCACUACCAGUGGAAUAACAAUACCUUUAGAAUCCACUGAAUCAAGGACAACUGAGAGGUUUACCUCUGAUGUCACUUCAACUGCUCCUUUUACAUCAGAUGUUGCGACCAGUGGAUUCACAACUUUUGAAGAAUCAACUGAAUUAGGAACAACUGUAGGGUUUACAACUGGUGUUACUUCAACUGCAGCUUCUACGCCAGUUAUCACUACCAGUGGAAUUACAACACCUGUAGAAUUCACUGAGUCAGGAACAACUGAAGGAUUUACCUCUGAUGUCACUUCAACUGCUCCUUUGACAUCAGACAUUGCCACUAGUGGGCUCAUAACACAGGAAGAAUCAACUGAAUCAAUAACAACAGAAGUGUUCACCUCUGUAGUAACUUCAUCUGCUACUUUGACAUCAGAUGUUGUGACCAGUGAGUUCACAACUCUUAGAGAGUCAACUGAAUCAGGAACAACUGAAAGAUUUACCUCUGAUAUCACUUCAACUGCUCCUUUGACAUCUGAUGUUAUUACCAGCGGAUUCACAACACAGGAAGAGUCAACUAAAUCAAUAACAACAGAAAGGUUCACCUCUGAUAUCACUUCAACUGCAGCUUCUACACCAGUUAUCACUACCAGUGGAAUUACAACACUUGUAGAAUCCACUGAAUCAGGGACAACUGAAAGGCUUACCUCUGAUGUCACUUCAACUGCUCCUUUGACAUCUGAUGUUAUGACCAGUGGGUUCACAACAGAGGAAGAAUCAACUAAAUCAAUAACAACAGAAAGGCUUACCUCUGAUGUCACUUCAACUGCUCCUUUGACAUCAGACAUUGCCACUAGUGGGCUCAUAACACAGGAAGAAUCAACUGAAUCAAUAACAACGGAAAGGUUCACAACAGAUGUCACUUCAACUGCAGCUUCUACGCCAGUUAUCACUACCAGUGGAAUUACAACACCUGUAGAAUUCACUGAGUCAGGAACAACUGAAGGAUUUACCUCUGAUGUCACUUCAACUGCUCCUUUGACAUCAGACAUUGCCACUAGUGGGCUCAUAACACAGGAAGAAUCAACUGAAUCAAUAACAACAGAAGUGUUCACCUCUGUAGUAACUUCAUCUGCUACUUUGACAUCAGAUGUUGUGACCAGUGAGUUCACAACUCUUAGAGAGUCAACUGAAUCAGGAACAACUGAAAGAUUUACCUCUGAUAUCACUUCAACUGCUCCUUUGACAUCUGAUGUUAUUACCAGCGGAUUCACAACACAGGAAGAGUCAACUAAAUCAAUAACAACAGAAAGGUUCACCUCUGAUAUCACUUCAACUGCAGCUUCUACACCAGUUAUCACUACCAGUGGAAUUACAACACCUGUAGAAUCCACUGAAUCAGGGACAACUGAAAGGCUUACCUCUGAUGUCACUUCAACUGCUCCUUUGACAUCUGAUGUUAUGACCAGUGGGUUCACAACAGAGGAAGAAUCAACUAAAUCAAUAACAACAGAAAGGUUCACCUCUGAUGUCACUUCAACUGCAGCUUCUACACCAGCAAUCACUACCAGUGGAAUAACAAUACCUUUAGAAUCCACUGAAUCAAGGACAACUGAGAGGUUUACCUCUGAUGUCACUUCAACUGCUCCUUUUACAUCAGAUGUUGCGACCAGUGGAUUCACAACUUUUGAAGAAUCAACUGAAUUAGGAACAACUGUAGGGUUUACAACUGGUGUUACUUCAACUGCAGCUUCUACACCAGUUAUCACUACCAGUGGAAUUACAACACCUGUAGAAUCCACUGAAUCAGGGACAACUGAAAGGUUUACCUCUGAUGUCACUUCAACUGCUCCUUUUACAUCAGAUGUUGCGACCAGUGGAUUGACAACUUUUGAAGAAUCAACUGAAUUAGGAACAACUGUAGGGUUUACAACUGGUGUUAUUUCAACUGCAGCUUCUACACCAGUUAUCACUACCAGUGGAAUUACAACACCUGUAGAAUCUACUGAGUCAGGAACCACUGAAGGAUUUACCUCUGAUGUCACUUCAACUGCUCCUUUGACAUCAGACAUUGCCACUAGUGGGCUCAUAACACAGGAAGAAUCAACUGAAUCAAUAACAACGGAAAGAUUCACCUCUGAUGUCACUUCAACUGCAGCUUCUACGCCAGUUAUCACUACCAGUGGAAUUACAACACCUGUAGAAUUCACUGAGUCAGGAACAACUGAAGGAUUUACCUCUGAUGUCACCUCAACUGUUCCUUUGACAUCAGAAGUUGCCACCAAUGGGCUUGUAACACAGGAAGAAUCAACUGAAUCAGUAACAACAGAAAUGUUCACCUCUGAAGUAACUUCAUCUGCUACUUUGACAUCAGAUGUUGUGACCAGUGAGUUCACAACUCUUAGAGAGUCAACUGAAUCAGGAACAACUGAAAGAUUCACCUCUGAUGUCACUUCAACUGCAGCUUCUACACCAGUUAUCACUACCAGUGGAAUUACAACACCUGUAGAAUCCACUGAAUCAGGGACAACUGAAAGGUUUACCUCUGAUGUCACUUCAACUGCUCCUUUGACAUCUGAUGUUAUGACCAGUGGGUUCACAACACAGGAAGAAUCAACUAAAUCAAUAACAACAGAAAGGUUCACCUCUGAUAUCACUUCAACUGCAGCUUCUACACCAGUUAUCACUACCAGUGGAAUUACAACACCUGUAGAAUCCACUGAAUCAGGAACAACUGAAAGAUUUACCUCUGAUAUCACUUCAACUGCUCCUUUGACAUCUGAUGUUAUUACCAGCGGAUUCACAACACAGGAAGAGUCAACUAAAUCAAUAACAACAGAAAGGUUCACCUCUGAUGUCACUUCAACUGCAGCUUCUACACCAGUUAUCACUACCAGUGGAAUUACAACACCUGUAGAAUCCACUGAAUCAGGGACAACUGAAAGGUUUACCUCUGAUGUCACUUCAACUGCUCCUUUCACAUCAGAUGUUGCGACUAGUGGAUUGACAACUUUUGAAGAAUCAACUGAAUUAGGAACAACUGUAGGGUUUACAACUGGUGUUACUUCAACUGUAACUUCUACACCAGUUAUCACUACCAGUGGAAUUACAACACCUGUAGAAUCCACUGAAUCAGGGACAACUGAAAGGUUUACCUCUGAUGUCAUUUCAACUGCUCCAUUGACAUCUAAUGUUAUGACUAAUGGGUUCACAACACAAGAAGAAUCAACUGAAUUAGGAAAAACUGUAGGGUUUACAACUGGUGUUACUUCAACUGCAGCUUCUACGCCAGUUAUCACUACCAGUGGAAUUACAACACCUGUAGAAUCUACUGAGUCUGGAACAACUGAGAGGUUUACCUCUGAUGUCACUUCAACUGCUCCUUUUACAUCAGACAUUGCCACUAGUGGGCUCAUAACACAGGAAGAAUCAACUGAAUCAAUAACAACGGAAAGAUUCACCUCUGAUGUCACUUCAACUGCAGCUUCUAUGCCAGUUAUCACUACCAGUGGAAUUACAAUACCUGUCGAAUCCACUGAGUCAGGAACAACUGAAGGAUUUACCUCUGAUGUCACCUCAACUGUUCCUUUGACAUCAGAAAUUGCCACCAAUGGGCUUGUAACACAGGAAGAAUCAACUGAAUCAGUAACAACAGAAAUGUUCACCUCUGUAGUAACUUCAUCUGAAGAAUCAACUGAAUCAGUAACAACAGAAAUGAUCACCGCUGUAGUAACUUCAUCUGCUACUUUGACAUCAGAUGUUGUGACCAGUGAGUUCACAACUUUUAGAGAGUCAACUGAAUCAGGGACAACUGAAAGGCUUACCUCUGAUGUCACUUCAACUGCUCCUUUGACAUCUGAUGUUAUGACCAGUGGGUUCACAACAGAGGAAGAAUCAACUAAAUCAAUAACAACAGAAAGGUUCACCUCUGAUGUCACUUCAACUGCAGCUUCUACACCAGCAAUCACUACCAAGGGAAUAACAAUUCCUUUAGAAUCCACUGAAUCAAGGACAACUGAGAGGUUUACGUCUGAUGUCACUUCAACUGCUCCUUUCACAUCAGAUGUUGCGACUAGUGGAUUCACAACUUUUGAAGAAUCAACUGAAUUAGGAACAACUGUAGGGUUUACAACUGGUGUUACUUCAGAUGCUCCUUUCACAUCAGAUGUUGCGACUAGUGGACUCACAACUUUUGAAGAAUUCACUGAAUUAGGAACAACUGUAGGGUUUACAACUGGUGUUACUUCAACUGCAAUGACAACUGAAAGGUUUACCUCUGAUGUCACUUCAACUGCUCCUUUUACAUCAGAUGUUGCGACCAGUGGAUUGACAACUUUUGAAGAAUCAACUGAAUUAGGAACAACUGUAGGGUUUACAACUGGUGUUACUUCAACUGCAGCUUCUACACCAGUUAUCACUACCAGUGGAAUUACAACACCUGUAGAAUCCACUGAAUCAGGGACAACUGAAAGGUUUACCUCUGAUGUCACUUCAACUGCUCCAUUGACAUCUAAUGUUAUGACUAAUGGGUUCACAACACAGGAAGAAUCAACUGAAUUAGGAAAAACUGUAGGGUUUACAACUGGUGUUACUUCAACUGCAGCUUCUACACCAGCAAUCACUACCAGUGGAAUAACAAUACCUUUAGAAUCCACUGAAUCAAGGACAACUGAGAGGUUUACCUCUGAUGUCACUUCAACUACACCUUUGACAUCAGACAUUGCCACUAGUGGGCUCAUAACACAGGAAGAAUCAACUGAAUCAAUAACAACGGAAAGAUUCACCUCUGAUGUCACUUCAACUGCAGCUUCUACGCCAGUUAUCACUACCAGUGGAAUUACAACACCUGUCGAAUCCACUGAGUCAGGAACAACUGAAGGAUUUACCUCUGAUGUCACCUCAACUGUUCCUUUGACAUCAGAAGUUGCCACCAAUGGGCUUGUAACACAGGAAGAAUCAACUGAAUCAGUAACAACUGAAAGAUUUACCUCUGAUAUCACUUCAACUGCUCCUUUGACAUCUGAUGUUAUUACCAGUGGAUUCACAACACAGGAAGAGUCAACUAAAUCAAUAACAACAGAAAGGCUUACCUCUGAUGUCACUUCAACUGCUCCUUUGACAUCUGAUGUUAUGACCAGUGGGUUCACAACAGAGGAAGAAUCAACUAAAUCAUUAACAACAGAAAGGUUCACCUCUGAUGUCACUUCAACUGCAGCUUCUACACCAGCAAUCACUACCAGUGGAAUAACAAUACCUUUAGAAUCCACUGAAUCAAGGACAACUGAGAGGUUUACCUCUGAUGUCACUUCAACUGCUCCUUUUACAUCAGAUGUUGCGACCAGUGGAUUCACAACUUUUGAAGAAUCAACUGAAUUAGGAACGACUGUAGGGUUUAGAACUGACGUUACUUCAACUGCAGCUUCUACACCAGUUAUCACUACCAGUGGAAUUACAACACCUGUAGAAUCCACAGAAUCAGGGACAACUGAAAGGUUUACCUCUGAUGUCACUUCAACUGCUCCUUUGACAUCAGACAUUGCCACUAGUGGGCUCAUAACACAGGAAGAAUCAACUGAAUCAAUAACAACGGAAAGAUUCACCUCUGAUGUCACUUCAACUGCAGCUUCUACGCCAGUUAUCACUACCAGUGGAAUUACAACACCUGUCGAAUCCACUGAGUCAGGAACAACUGAAGGAUUUACCUCUGAUGUCACCUCAACUGUUCCUUUUACAUCAGAAGUUGCCACCAAUGGGCUUGUAACACAGGAAGAAUCAACUGAAUCAGUAACAACAGAAAUGUUCACCUCUGAAUCAACUGAAUCCCAAACCACUGCAGGGUUUACAGCUGAAGUCUCAUCAACCCAGGCAACUAAAGGAUUUACCACUCAGAUAACGGCAACUGCUCCUGUGUCCUCCGAUACUUCAACAGAUGCUUUGUCUACAGAGUCAGAGUCAACCGAAUCCCAAACUACUGCAGGGUUUACAGCUGAAGUCUCAUCAACCCAGGCAACCACAGGAAUCACCACGCAGGUAACAUCAAGGGCUCCUGUGUCAUCAGAUACUUCAACAAGGGCUUUGUCUACAGAGUCAGAAUCAACUGAAUCCCAAACCACUGUAGGGUUUACAGCUGAAGUCUCAUCAACCCAGGCAACCACAGGAUUUACCACUCAGAUAACAGCAACUGCUCCUGUGUCCUCCGAUACUUCAACAGAUGCUUUGUCUACAGAGUCAGAAUCAACUGAAUCCCAAACCACUGUAGGGUUUACAGCUGAAGUCUCAUCAACCCAGGCAACCACAGGAUUUACCACUCAGAUAACGGCAAGUGACGAUGUGUCCUCUGAUACUUCAACAGAUGCUUUGUCUACAGAGUCAGAGUCAACCAAAUCCCAAACUACUGCAGGGUUUACAGCUGAAGUCUCAUCAACCCAGGCAACCACAGGAUUUACCACUCAGAUAACGGCAACUGCCGCUGUGUCCUCUGAUACUUCAACAGAUGCUUCGUCUACAGAGUCAGAGUCAACCAAAUUCCAAACUACUGCAGGGUUUACAGCUGAAGUCUCAUCAACCCAGGCAACCACAGGAUUUACCACGCAGGUAACAUCAAGGGCUCCUGUGUCAUCAGAUACUUCAACAAGGGCUUUGUCUACAGAGUCAGAAUCAACUGAAUCCCAAACCACUGUAGGGUUUACAGCUGAAGUCUCAUCAACCCAGGCAACCACAGGAUUUACCACUCAGAUAACGGCAACUGCCGCUGUGUCCUCUGAUACGUCAACAGAUGCUUUGUCUACAGAGUCAGAGUCAACAGUCCCCCAGACCACUGCCGGGCUAACAGCUGAAGUCUCAUCAACCCAAUCAACUACAGGGUUUACCUCUAAGGUAACAUCAGCUAUUCCUGUGUCAUCAGUUGCUUUAACUGAUGCUUUGUCUACAAAAUCAGAAUCAACAGAAUUCCAAAGUACCGCUGGAUUCACACCAGAUUUUACUUUUGGAUUAGUUACUACUGAUAAAUCAAUAUCAGAGCAAAUGUCGACUGGUAGUCUGACAUCAGACCUUAUAACAGGCACCAAAAGUACAGGAUCCGAAACAACAGAACCUCAAACUACAAUUGAAUUGUUAUCAACUGUUUCUCAAACUAAAAGUGUGUCAGAUACACCUCUAAGUACAGGAAAAGGAACCUCAAGAGAUGUAACUUCUGUAGAAUCAACAUCAGAGGUUCCAACCUCUGUAACGCUUUCAACAAGAAGUCAGACUACCGAAGACUUUACCAUAGGGGAUACAUCAGGGCUCCCUGUUACCACAGAUUUUACAAGCGUUAGCUCUUAUACUGGAGCAGGAAAAACAGAAUCCCAAACUACUAAACAAUUCCCAACGGACGAGAAUGAAACUACCAAAAGACAAACCACCCUAUUUAUGUCUAGCACUCAAUCAACAAUGGAAUCAAGUACUGACAAUAAGUUUUCAACACAUCAGGGUUCCACUGUGAAGGCUUUCACUUUUGAAGGGUCCACCUUAAGUCUAACGUCCACUGAGCAGCGCACAACUCAAACACAAACUACAACCCCAUCAGCUAUGCUGUCCACAGAGUUUAGUACAGAAGAAUUUACUGAUGAAGCAACUACUUUGCAAACAACUGUUGACAGGGCUUCAACAUCACUCUUUUCCACUUCUAAAAUAUCAACUACUACAGACACAAGGAGUACUCAGAAUCAACAAACUAGUAAGAUUACUCCAAUGACUGAAGCUGUUUCAACAGAGGGAGAGACAACCAUAAACCCUACCAGUGACCAGAAGGUCACUACAUUCAUGAUGUUUUCUACUGAUGAACCUGCAUCUCCAACCAAAGGUCAAACAACAAUGACCACAAGAAUUACUGAUCAGACUGUGACCACAAUUUAUCCUAAAGAAACUACAAAACAAUCUCCUUCUGUGGAUUUAACCCCAACCAAGCCCACAACUACACCUGCAGAAACUACAGAUGAAAUUGAAUCAUCAACAGAACUUGCUAGUUCAGCUAAACCCACUACUGUCGUUGCUACUUCUGAAGGUACAAGUGCCCCCAGUCUGACCUCUAUGAGCGCAGUGACUGGUCAAUUAACUUCAGAGGAAACUACCGUCAGUGAUCAAACUAUGACCAUGGAUGUCACAACUGAAUUUUCUAUUACAAGUGUAAUAACUGGCAAUAUUACAGUCCCUACACUGUCAACCCUUCCUACAACAGUAGAUAUCUCAACAGAAGUUUCUACUAAUGAUGUAACAACUGGAACUGUUACAACACCAACUGAUUCAACACUUCUUACAACAAUUGAUGUGACGCCAAAGGUUUCUACUGAAGCUGUAACAACUAGGAAUGUUACAACACCAACUGUUUCAACACUGCCAACAACCAUUGAGGUGACAACAGAGGUUUCUACAGCAGGUGCAACAACUGGAAAUGUUGCAACACCAACUGAUUCAUCACUUCCUACAACAGUUGAUGUGACGAAAAAGGUUUCUACUGAAGCUGUAACAACUGGCAUUGUUACAACACCAACUGUUUCAACACUGCCAACAACAGUUGAUGUGACAACAGAAGUUUCUACAGCAGGUGCAACAACUGGUAAUGUUACAACACCAACUGUUUCAACACUGCCAACAACAGUUGAUAAGACAACAGAGGUUUCUACUAAAUUUACAAAAACUGGAAAUGUUACAGCACAGACUGUUUCAACUCUUUCUACAACUGUAGAUAUCUCAACAGAAGUUUCUACUAAUGAUGUAACAACUGGAACUGUUACAACACUUCCUACAACAAUUGAUGUGACGACAAAGGUUUCUACUGAAGCUGUAACAACUGGGAAUGUUACAACCCCAACUGUUUCAACACUGCCAACAACGUUUGAUGUGACAACAGAGGUUUCUACUAGUAGUGUAACAACCGGAAAAGUUACAACCCCAACUGUUUCAACACUGCCAACAACAGAUGAUGUGACAACCGAGAUUUCUACAGCAGGUGUAACAACUGGGAAUGUUACAAUCCCAACUGUUUCAACACUGCCAACAACCAUUGAUGUGACAACCAAGGUUUCUACAGCAGGUGUAACAACUAGGAAUGUUACAACACCAACUGUUUCAACACUGCCAACAACCAUUGAUGUGACAACAGAGGUUUCUACAGCAGAUGCAACAACUGGAAAUGUUGCAACACCAACUGAUUCAUCACUUCCUACAACAGUUGAUGUGACGAAAAAGGUUUCUACUGAAGCUGUGACAACAGAAGUUUCUACAGCAGGUGCAACAACUGGGAAUGUUACAACACCAACUGCUUCAACACUUCCUACCACAGUGGUAAUGACCACCAUUGAUGUAAGCACUAGGACACCAACAACAAUCUCGGAUACUACCCUGGAUUCUGUGGUCACUACUGAACCUAGGUCUACAUUUUCAGGUGUGACUGCACAUGCCUAUGGUGACCCACACUUUUUGACCUUUGACACAAGGUCAUACAACUUCCAGGGAGAAUGUGAAUAUCUGCUUGCAUCUGACUGCCUUGCUGACUCAUCACGUUUCCGAGUUGUCAUAGACAACAAUAAAUCAACUAACUUUCCUGACUAUGCACAGGUUGUUGGAGUAGACGUGACUGUAGAUGAUAUACUUAUUUCUCUGAUGGGACGCAGUGUAUCAAUUAAUGGUUUAGAUGUUAUUCUCCCUGUACAACCAUCCACUGCAUUUACAGUUAGGAAUACAGGCUCAUCUAUAGUAAUAUCAAGUGAUUUUGGUUUGUCUGUGGAGUGGGGAAUAACAUCAUCUCUGACUCUCAUCCUCAAUUCGACCUUUGCUAACGUGAUGUGCGGAUUAGCUGGUGAUUACAACGGAAAUCCUGAUGAUGAUACACGUACUCUUACUGGUUCUGUGGCUUCCCUGAUGCAGUUCACAACAAGCUAUGUUGAGAACCCAGAGGACUGUCCAGCCUAUGAAGCACCUCCAGAUGACCCUUGUGAUACCCACAAUGCAUCAGUCAUCUCUGCUGCUUCCUCUCUCUGUGAUAUGUUGAUGAAUCUGACAGGGCCCUUUGGUGAGUGCAUCAGACGUGUGAACACCUUGUCUACCUUCUAUCAGAGUUGCCUGUAUGACUUCUGUGCCACCUACCCCAUUGGUGAAGGUAUUUGUGAUGUCUUUACAACCGCUGCUCGGGAAUGCAGGAUACGGGGAUAUGUAGUUGAUGGAUGGCGAUCCUCUGAACUAUGUCCUAUUGAGUGUGGUGCUAACUCCACCUUCAGCUACUGUGGACCCGCCUGUCAACCCUCUUGCUACGACAUACGUACAGUCUCUGGAGACGAUCUCCAUUGUAAUGAUGCUACAUGUCUUGAGGGUUGCUUCUGUGAUCCUGGCUAUGUCCUGGAAGGGAACCAAUGUGUUCCUUCAGAGUCCUGUGGAUGUGUCUCAAAUGGAUUUUAUCAUAUGGUUGGUGAGACCUGGCUAACAACCGGAUGUAUGGAGGAAUGCACCUGUUCUUCUAAUGGUACCACUGUCUGUCAAGCAAUCUCCUGCAGCGAGUACUCAUCUUGUGAGAUCAGGGAUGGGGUCUUGGGAUGCUUCUGUAGGGAAGGGUACCAAGGAGAUGGAAUCAGUUGCCUCUUGCAAUGUCAAGAGGAUUAUUUCCGCUGUCCUGAGGGAACCUGUAUUCCAGAACUCUAUGUUUGUGACGAGUAUCCGGGGGAUUGCCUAAAUAACUAUGAUGACUCAGAAGAACUCUGCUGCAACAUGAGGAAUGUGACUGCUUUCUGUCCAAAGCCAGAUCACUUCCGUUGUCCUGAUGGUGUGUACAUUCCGUUCUCCUAUGUCUGUGAUGAUUGGCCGUAUGAUUGUCUGGAUAAUUAUGACGAAUCACCAGAACUAUGUACAGGUUUAUGUGCCAGCCCUGGGAUCCCAUCUCAGGGCACCAUCUCACCGUUCCAGACGGUUUAUACCAACGGUUCCGUGGUGCAGUAUACUUGUAAUAAUGGCUAUGUUCUGAUAGGGAACACCAGUGAUACAUGCAUUGGUGGUGCCUUCACUUCACCUCUACCACAGUGUUAUGCGAGUUGCAUUUUACCGAGAGAACCAAAUAAUGGUGCCCUCAACGGAACCGCCUUCAAUCACAGUGAUGUCAUUGGUUUCACCUGUAACAUUGGCUAUCAAAUGACUCCAGAGGGAGCCAGUGUGAGAUGUGACAAUGGGACAGUCAAAGGGACUAUUCCCAUAUGCACAGAUAUCAAUGAGUGUUCAAGUGGACCAUGUCAGAACAAUGGUACUUGCUUUAACGAGAUUAAUCAGUAUCGAUGCGAGUGUACUACUGGAUGGAUAGGAACCAACUGCGAACAGGAUAUUGAUGAGUGCAGUAGCUCUGUCCUAAAUAACUGUGGAAUGAAUGCUUCUUGUACUAAUACCAAUGGCAGCUAUAUAUGCAUGUGUGAUGAUGGAUUCAUUGGAGAUGGUAUUACAUGCAUAGAGAUCAUCUUAUUCCCAUAUUCCACAUCAAAUGGAGACAGCCAGCUUUCACUGACCUCUGAGUCUGCCUCUCCUGAUGGAGAAAGGUUCCCAUCUCAAGAACAGAUAUCCUCUACAAUCAGACCACCAACUGGUUUCCCAUUUGGAGAUACAUUCUACUAUAGUCUAUAUUUCAUGGAUAAUGGGCUGAUAAUUUUCAUCAAAGAAAAUGAUGAGAAGUAUGGAUUCCCUAAUCCAUACCCAAAUGGUUUCUCCAAUGACACUCGUCUGCCACUGGUGGCGCCCUUCUGGGCCGAUGCUGAUAUAAAUGAUGGUGAAGGAGAGGUUUUCUAUCAGGUAUAUGAGAGGUCAUAUUCCAAUACUGCCAAUCAGACUGCUGUGCUGGAUGAUGCUAGCUACAGGAUAAGAGCGUUCCAAUCAGACGUAUCAGGGUUCAAUGCUACAUGGAUGCUUGUCGUCACUUGGAGCAAUCUCCCGUCUUUUAUCUCAAGUAAUACGAAUACCUUUCAAGCAGCUCUGGUGACGGACUCCCGUUACAGCUUCGUGCUCUUCAACUACCAAGAGAAUGAUAUGAAUUGGGACCCGGCAACCUUGGCCAGCACCAAUGUCAUCAUGGGAUAUAACUUGGGUAAUGGCCAGUAUGUCAAUAUGCACCUUGAUAAUCCACCAUUUGCUGGGGUCCAGGGGCGCUUCAGACCUGAUCAGUAUGUUGGCAAUACUGGCCAGAAGGGACGUUGGAUCUACCGACUUGAGAACAACACUCUAGAUACCAUCAACCCCAAACAGUUCUGCUUGGACUGGUACAAUUUAGAACCAUCCCCGGAUGAAUGGGAUAGGUACCUCGGAACUUGUCCCUGUUCCUUCACCCAGGGUGGGGAGGAUGGUGCAUACAGUACUGGACGUCGCAGCAGGAGGCCAUUGACCACCAUGUCAUCGUCGCGUGCUUUGGAUCAGGCACUCAUAGAAGAGAUCAAUACUCUAGAUGGUGAGCCAUUUUGUCUUCAGACCAGUAUAUCUCCUCUCGACAAUGGAGCUGGGAUGUUUUGCUGUUAUCGUGGUGAUCAGUCUCUUAUAGAAGGUUACGGAGGAGAUCUAACCAGUAGCUUUGAAGAGCGAUAUCAAUUCAACUCUGGGGGAUCGUUUGACUUUGUUGCAUAUCUCAAUUGGCUAGUGUAUGAUUUCUCACCUCGUCACUACUGUUGUGGAGCAUCUAACGAUGAAGCCUUCUGUGACCUGUACACUGAGAAGCGACCUGCUGGUACAUGUAAUGGAUAUUUACCACCAAAUUCAGGUUGGAUGCUGGGUGAUCCUCAUAUCACCACCCUCGAUGGCUAUAGUUACACCUUUAAUGGCCUAGGGGAAUACACACUAGUCACAAUACCAGAUACCACAGGUACCAACAGUCUGUUCACUCUACAAGGAAGAACAGCGAGGGCGCUAGACACUCAAACCCAAGACUUGACGAACGCUACUUUCUUUGUCGCCUUUGCCGCUCAGGCAGCCAACUCAAGUCUUGUUGAGAUGGAGCUAAAUGAUAUAGGAACAGACUUUGAUGUCUAUGUGGAUGGAAUCCUCUUCAAUAAAUCAUCUUUAUCAGAAGGUCCAUAUGUGAACGGAGGUUUCUCCCUACAGCAGCGUUUGAGUAAUGGAUCAUUACGAGUUGUUGCAUACUGGCAGGUUGGGAUGUCUAUUAAUGUUGGUGUUAUUGAGGGUAUACUUGAUAUUGUAUUCUCGGCUCCAGAAAGCUUCAAGACCGGCAUUACUCAAGGACUAUUUGGUGUUUGGGAUGGUGAUGUAACAAAUGAUUUCAUGAGAUCUGACGGGUCCAUGCAAUCUCCUACGGGAUCAGAUGGCAACUAUACUGACAGUGAUUUAUUCAGUUUUGGAGAAACUUGGCGCAUCUCGGUCAACGAGUCCCUCUUCAACUACACCCGUGGUGGGCAGAGCUGGGUGACCUUCAAUGACGUGACCUUCACCCCUGUCUUCCUAGAGGACAUGAUAAACGCUACCGAGCUGAGUGACCCGGCAUUCCUUUCCUCGGCUCAGGAUACGUGUGGGAGUAGCAGGGAAUGUUUAUAUGACGCCUUGGCAACCAGGGACAAUGACAUCGGAUUAUCAACUAAACAGACAGAAGAGACAUUCAUUGCCAAUAAUGAUGUACUCUUGAACUUUCCACCAAACAUUACAGGAGUAAUGAAUGACCUUCAGGUGGAGGUCGGGAGUCCUGUCAACUUUACUGUCAUGGCAACAGACCCUGAAGGUAGUGCUGUGACCUUUGACCUCUUGAAUGAAGUACCUGGUGCAGAGAUCAACAGCUCAAGUGGUGUAUUUAUGUGGACACCACAGUCCACCGAACCCGUCAGUCUGGUCAUCCGUGCUUCUGAUGGUCAGAUAUACAGCCCUGUUGAACCAGUGGUCAAGGUUUGUGACUGCCAGAAUAACGGAACCUGUGUGUAUGAUCAGUAUACAGAUGACUCCAAUAUCAUCAAUGAUCGAUUUGCGGUUGUUGUCUGUGAGUGCAGUGCUGGUUGGGCCGGUGAUUUCUGCGAGCUUGACUACGAUGCUUGCAUUGAUAGUCCUUGCUUUCCUGGGGUGACAUGUAUCGAUCGGGUAGCACCUAAUACAGGCAACCUAUGUGGGUCAGGCACAUGCCCCAGUGGGCUAGUAGGGGAUGGAUUCAAAUGUGCAGAUUUUGAUGAAUGUGUGGAGUGGUCUAACAGAUCAGUAUCUGAUGGAGGACCAGCUUGUGAACAGAUCUGUACCAAUGUUCUAGGAUCCUAUUACUGUAGCUGUGAUCCAGGUUAUGAACUACAUCCUGAUCUUACAUCAUGCAUUGAUAUUGAUGAGUGUGAACAGGGAACGGAUGACUGUAGUGUUAAUGCUGUGUGUGCUAAUACAGUAGGAUCGUUCACCUGUUCAUGUAUAGAUGGAUACAGGGGAGAUGGAAUCAGCUGUACAGAUAUUAAUGAAUGUCUAGAGAAUACCCAAAUAUGUGAUCCGAAUGCAGAUUGCACAAACAUUCCUGGCUCCUACGUCUGUGAGUGCGUCCCAGGAUUCGAGGGAAGUGGAAUCUUAUGCUCAGAUAUUGAUGAGUGCAGUCGUAACCUUGACAACUGCAAUGUGAACGCAGUGUGCACCAAUACAGAAGGGUCUUACGGCUGUACGUGUGCUACUGGCUGGGAAGGGGAUGGUAUCUUAUCUUGUACAAACAUCAAUGAGUGUCUUCUGGCUUCCAGGGAAUGCCAUCCCAGAGCCUCGUGUGAAGACACACAGGGUAGCUACAUCUGUACCUGUCCCGCAGGGCUGGUAGGAGAUGGCAUCACUUGUGUUGAUAUUGAUGAGUGUACCACGGGAUUAGAUGAGUGUGCUGAGGGUUCAAGCCUCUGUUUGAACACUCAGGGAUCAUAUGACUGCCGCUGCAACUCGGGUUACCUAGGAAACGGAUUUACAUGCGAGGAUAUUAAUGAAUGCCGAUCAAAUGUCUCUGUGUGUUCAAUUAAUGCUCUAUGUGAUAACACCAUCGGAUCUUUCAGUUGUCAGUGUAAGUCUGGAUUUGCAGGUGACGGCGUAACGUGUGUUGACAUCAAUGAGUGUGCUGUUGGUAGUGAUGACUGUAAUUCAACGUUGGGUAUCUGUACAAACUCUGUGGGUUCCUAUUCAUGCUCCUGUGUGUCAGGAUAUACAGGGGAUGGACGAACUUGCAAUGACAUUGACGAGUGUUUGACCCAGGCUGAUGACUGCGAGCAGGAAUGCAUGAAUACCAUAGGGAGCUUUGAGUGUUCUUGUAUGCCUGGAUACAGAAUUGAUUCUGCUCUACCAAACAUGUGUCUUGAUGAGGACGAGUGUGCUUUGGGCAUCAGCGGAUGUCCUCAGGGAUGUAACAAUACCACCCCUGCUCAGAACCCAAAUGGUUUCAACUGCUACUGCUAUGAAGGUUUCUACUCUGACCCACAAGGCAACUGUCUCCCUGUAACAAAUUGUACAAGUACAGUGUGUAGUAAUGCAGACUGUGUUGUUCUAAACGGCAUGGAGACGUGUAUCUGCUACAAUGGCUACAAAUUCAACGACUCAGACACCACAUCUUGUAUUGAUAUUGAUGAGUGCACUGAAAUAGAGUACAGUAACAUGUGCAAUCAGAACUGCACCAAUACGAUUGGAGGUUACAACUGCUCCUGUUUCGAGGGCUACUCCCUUGAGAGCGAUGGCCGGACUUGUAAUGAUAUUGAUGAAUGCCGAGCUGGAACUCAUACAUGUGAUUUAGUAUCUCAGAUCUGUAUCAAUACGGUGGGAUAUUUCAUGUGUCAAUGCAAAGCUGGAUUCUUCCAAAAUGGUUCAGUUUGUCAAGAUGUCAAUGAAUGUGCUGAUACUAGUAUAUGUGGAACCAAUGCGAUGUGUAUCAAUUCUCUGGGUAGCUAUAUGUGUAGCUGUCUGGAUGGUUAUGAUGGAGAUGGUAUCACCUGUCUUGACAUUAAUGAGUGUUCCAGUGAGAAUGAUUGUCACGAGUUUGCACAGUGUAUCAAUACUGAGGGCUCAUAUAACUGCUCUUGCUUAGCUGGCUAUACAGGAAAUGAAACAUUCUGUGAAAACAUCAAUGAAUGUAUCAAUGAUACCACCUGUAUAUCACCUGCCUAUUGUGUUGACACACCUGGUAGCUUCCUCUGUGAAUGCCCUGCUGGAUAUGAUCCUACUGGAGUUAGCUGCAUCAAUAUUAAUGAGUGUACGGUGUCUGUGAAUGAUACCCGUCGUCAUGAGUGUGAUUCCAAUGCUGCCUGUCUGGAUCUCCCUGGCAGUUAUAACUGUUCAUGUUUAUCUGGUUACCAAGGUAAUGGCUUCCAGUGCACAGACAUCAAUGAGUGUGACACCCAAGAGUCAUGCGUACCCAACUCUCAAUGCACCAACACUGAUGGAUCCUAUCUCUGCACAUGUGAUGCUGGUUACCGUGGCGAUGGUCGUAUUCAGUGUAAUGAUAUCGAUGAGUGUGACGAGAAUCCCACCAUCUGUAAUGAGAAUGCCAGCUGUAACAACACCAUUGGUAGCUAUACCUGCACCUGUAACGAUGGAUUCAGCUCUAAUGGAACUGCGUGUAUAAAUGUUGAUGAGUGUGAUACCCUGAAUGACUGCCAUCCUCUAGCCACCUGUACGGACACUGUUGGUAGUUAUUUCUGUACCUGUCAGUCAGGAUUCAUCUCUCCAGAUGGAGCCAGGGGACGAGCUUGCAAUGAUCUAGACGAGUGUUCACUAAGUAUCAGUUCAUGCGAUUCGUUGACUGAGGAGUGUUUCAACACCUAUGGAGCUUUCACAUGCAGCUGUGCUGACGGCUAUACACUCAUCAAUGGGCAGUGUCAAGACAUUGAUGAGUGCAUUGAUGACCCAUGUGAAAGUCUGAUGAACAGGCGAUGUGAAAACCAACCUGGAUCGUACCAAUGUGUUUGUAGAACAGGAUACUAUGUGGUCAACUCUCAAUGCUUGCCUGCCAUGUCAAUGAUUUUAACUGCAACCUUCACUGAUAUCUCUGGAUUGGAAGUAAUGGGACAAUUAUUCAAUUACGAUGACUUUGCCUCAUAUAUACCUCAGCUUGAAAUAGAUUUGGACAACCUCCUCCAAAGUGCUGGCCUUACCAACUACACAGCUGCCUCCAUCUCUUCUUCUCGUCAACUCGCUUUGGGCGUCGAGGUCCAGUUCACCCUGGACUUUCUGCCGACAUCGACGACCUCCGGAGAUGAGAUCCUAGAAGCUUUCCUAGCAGGUCUGAUCGGGAGGGAUAAUAACAUUAUCCUACCUAGCAACAUCAUCAUCAGGAGUUCAGCUUUUGUUGGAGAGCCAGUGAUCGACCCUUGCGUUGAACAGACAGAUAAUUGUACAUCAAAUUCAGACUGUAUUUUCCUUGGAACAUCAUGGAACUAUACCUGUCAGUGUAAAGAUGGAUUCAUGGGAGAUGGAUUCAUAUCAUGUACAGAUAUCAAUGAAUGUUUGAAUGAUACAUGCACCGGUGAAGGAGAGAGGUGUGUUAACACUGCUGGAAGUUACUCCUGUGACUGCAUGAUUGAUAGAGGUUACAUUGCUAAGGAUGGGACAUGUACCUUAUAUGAAGUUUACCGUGGCCAGCUUACUGUCCUUCUUAUCAACGAUGUGCCUGCUAUUUUCACCUCUGACCUCAUUGACCCCACCAGCCAGGCGUAUACCAGUCUAGCUUUCUUAGUCAGUAAUGCGAUACGAUAUCUCAUACUACUGCAACCAAACCUACAAGGAUUCUUUGAAUCCUGUACUGUAUCUGGAUUCACCAAUGGCAGUGUGGUAGCGACCUACUACGUCUCAUUCAACCAAUCCGUCAAUACUUCAGAAAGCGCCCUCACAGCCCUGAUUGUGAACAGCGUCGAGACCGACGGUAUCCUGACGACGGGCAUAGCCUCCCAAGGCAACAUUACUGUGGAUCCUAAUUCUGUGGAAAUAACCAAAAUAACCCAAGAAUGUUCCACUUCUUACUGUCUGAACGGAGGGAUAUGCUCUUUGCUAAAUGGAUUGAGAGUGUGCCAAUGUCCCAUUGGUUAUCAAGGAGAUACGUGUGAGAUAGCUCCUACCACUCAAGCUCCUCCCACUCUGGAUGAUAGCACCAUGGCAACAGAAAACAUUACUCAGAUGACCAAUGCAACAUCAUCAUCACAGAUACCUGGUCUGUCUGAUGCAGAGAUAAUUGGUAUAGUGUUUGGUGUCCUGGGGGUAAUAGUCAUCAUCUUCAUAUUCAUCGUCUGCUUCUGUGCCCUCGUCAUCCGCUAUCGCCAACGAAACAUGAUGCUCUACUCCAAGCCGAUGCCCUACGACAUCGCCGACGACGACGGCCUGGGGGUCUUGUACAACAUAUCUUACGCUCAACGCGCUGGACGUUCCAACUUGCGUCGGGAUGACGACUCUGACCAGUUCAGAUUGCCCUCGUACCUGUUUGACACGGAGACUGACUUCAGUGAGAGAACGAGUGAUCUAUUCCGAAGCACCGAUAGCUACAGCGACGAGAGUUAUUCUGUGACUAAUCCAAGUUUUAACAUGGAAGAGGAUCGUCGUAUGCAGCAGCUAGCAGAAGUCAUCACACAAUCACCAUACCUUAAUGAGAGGAUGCGGUCUCAGAUUGCUGAUGUCACUAGCCCAUCUCGCAUGAGGGCUGCUCCAAGAUCAGAGUUUGUACGUCCCUACCUCGCUACUGGGCAAGAGGCAGAGUUUAUAUCACUGAGCAAUGAAUCAGAGGAUUCUAUUCGACCAGCAAGAAGAUUCCAAAUACCAAGAGCUCAUAUACCCUGGGGUCUUCAGGAAAGUCAUACAUAAAACAAACCACAUACUCAAUUACGGCUGAACUUCAUAAGGAGGUCUGUCAUCAUAAGGAAGCAUCUCUUGAUUUUUUUUUCUAAAUUGAUUUUUAUCUUGAGUUGGGAUACAGGUAUUUUUUGUAUAAUCUACAUGAUGCUUAAAGGUCUGGGAGUCACAUAGCCCCUAAUUUUAGAAACACUGACGUUUUUAAAGCAAGUAACUAGAUAUAUGUCCACAUGAAAUAAGGACACUUUUUCCUCACUUACUAAAAAAAAAAAAGAGUUGCUCCCUUUUGUCAUUGGAUGGCAGAAAUGGCUUGUAGCUUGUAAACAAUAUGAAUGUAAUUUGUGAUGUACACAAACUACACGGCCACUGGAUUGUUUAGAGGUGAUUACUAUUAAAGGCUUGAAUGAAGUUGAAGAUAUCAAACCAACUUUCUAUAAUUCAAAUAAUCACCUAGUUGAGACCAGACAUGCAAGACAUGUGUUGCAUGUAUUUACCUUUUGUAUGCCAAAUUUCACCUAAGUAGAACAGAUUUGUGUGUUCCAAAGAGAUGGAAAAGUUUCCAGUAUCUCUACAUGUAUAUUUUUUUUCAAUUAAGAAGCUGUUUCAUGUACAUGUAUCUGUUGUUCUAUAUUGCAAAUGCAGACAUAAUUGUAUGAUUGUACAGUUCUUGAAAAAUCAAAUGAAUUUAAAAUAUGCAAGGCAGUAAUGUGAACUCUUUGGAGACUGGCUAAUACUGCUAUAACAUAAAUUUCCCUAUAGGCCGACUAUCCACUUUGUUAACGCACACUUCACAAGGCAACAUUUAAUCCUUGCCACAGUUAAAAGUUCGAUAUUAGCUAAUUUUUCACAGAUUUUUCAAAGGUUUGCUGCACAUUGUACAUAACAUGCAUCAACUAACGGAUCGAAGUUAUGACAAUAUUUUUUGGAUAUAUAUGGGACUGUAGUCUUGAACAGCAACUUAAUUACCCAUUAAACCAUACCCCCGUAUACAUGUAUGUAGGCUUUAAUCUAUGAGAAAUGCAGGAACCAUCUCCACUAAUAUAAACCAAUGGUAUUUAUUGCCUAUGUAUACAUGUCAAAUAUACAGAAUACAUGUAUAUUUUGUUUGCCACAAUUGUCUCCUGUACAAUACUUAGCCUACAAUUCACAUCUUAACACAGGUUUUUGUUGUUGAUAUUGUUGUUAAUUGCUUGUGCCUGGUAUUAUAUUCUUAGGAACAAUCAAGAUGUGUUCAUUUAUGUUUAGUUUGUUUGCUUAAAAAAAUGCAAAUAUACACAGAUAUCCAAUAAGAUAAACAUGUAGAUAAUGUAUAUUUUAUACUAAAAUUAUUAAUGAUAUAAGAGUAUCAAAAUGUAACGAGACAACAGAUAUUGCUCAUGGAAACCGUGAAUACAGGAAACCAUAGUAGUUAUAACAGUCCCUGGCUUCUACACACUGAUUUAUGACUGCAGCUGCAAGGAUUUCUUACUUAAAACCAUGAAAAAUGUAGUGAUUUUACUAUAUAAAGAUGAUUUUUAUUAAUGAUUUAUUUAUGUUUUGCUCUGUAUACAUAAGUGUACAUGAAUUAAAAAGUAUUAAAAUGUGUUUAAAAUGUGUUUAAAAUGUGUUAAAAAUGUGUUCAAAUUUGUUUGAAAUAAUAUUCAAAAUCCAGUAGAUAUAUUUAAUCAUUAUUUAUAUAUAUAUUUCAGUAUUAAUCACAUGCACCUUACCUUUCAUAUAGAUUCUUAAUCAAAACUCAUAAAAACUACUGCACUUCUAUAUUGUUUUAUUAUGUAUUUCACUUUUGAUAUAUUCCAUGUAAAUUUAUGUAUAAUGUAUAAUUUUAUUGCUUUAUUAUUAUUUUUUAAGGAUUGUGAACUACAGUACAAAACAAGCCACUCUAAACUUUGAUAGUUUAUUGUAAAGACAAUCAAAUAAACAUAUAAUUAGAUUAGCUUUAUUUAUUUUAAUAGGGAGUCUUAUUACAUAAUUUGCUUGUAUGAAUUUCUUUCAAAAUUCAAUUUAAUCUCAUAGUAUCCUAAAAUGUCUGGAAUCGUGUAAUUUCAAUUUCUCCUCUGUUUAUUGUACCUGAAAUUAAGAAUAGAUCAAAGAUAUUUUAUUGUAAAUGUUCAUUGUGUAUUUUUUUUCUAAAUGAUAUAAAUAUUUUCUAAACAUUUUCAAAGAAUUAAAUUCUAUUUUUAUAAUUAUUUCACUGUCAUGGUUAUUAAUCUUAAAUAAAGUUUGAUAUGAAAACAAUACUUACAAUUGUUGGUAAUCUGUUGUUGAUGUCAAAUUUAGACAUUGAUACUGUACAUGUACGUUACUCUAGGGGUAAUUAUAUCAAGUUAUUAGAAAAUUAAGAGAUGGAACGCAAAAUAUGUAUAUUCUAGAUUUCACCUUUUUUGCUUAAAGACCCAAGUCCACCCAAACAUCAGGGGUCCAUUUCAUAAAACUUGAAAUCCUUUAAAGGAGAAUGAAACCUUU